AUGCAGCAACAGCCUGUCCGAGCAACGUUGUCGUGCAGUUCCUGUCGACAACGAAAACUCAAAUGUGAUCGCGAUGAGCCAUGUAGCAAUUGUGUUGCGAGAAAUGUCUCGUGUCAAUACGCGCCAUGGCCUCGAGGUCGUGUUGCUGCUCAGAGAAGGGACAGCAGACAACAUGAUCUAAGUGAUCGCGUGCGCCACCUUGAGCAACUCCUGGGCUCUAUUGUCCAACAGCUUCCGGCUCAGCAGGGGACAUCCAACGGUUCACCCAGUAUUAAGAGCCCGGCGAGUACUUAUGUAACAAACUCUCUGGCCACAGGAUCCCACCAAGGGUCUCAUCAGUCCUCUCAGGAAGGCUCUGAGGUCAAGCCUGGAAGGAUGAUGGCGAAUCCGAAUGAGACAAUUUAUGUUUCUAGCAGUCACUGGUCUGCUAUCUGUCACGAGGUUGAGCAUAUUCGCGAGCAUCUGGACGAGAGCCACGAAGCGAGUGAUUUGGGUAUUGUUGAUCAAGCUCAAAGUCAAGUACCGCUGCUUCUGGGACCGGGAAGACUGGCUCCGAGCCUUGAAGACAUUCUUGCGGAUGUUCCUCCGAAACACAUCACGGAUAGACUUGUGUCUCGUUAUUUCACCUCGACUCAGCCGUCAAUCUUGAUCACCCAUUCAGGAGAGUUUGAAGGCGAGUACAAACGCUUCUGGAAUGACCCCAACUCGGUAUCUGUUCAAUGGGUUGGGAUGCUCUUCGGCAUUCUGGCCACUGGAACAUUCCUGUACAUCCGAUCACAGGAUGAGCUACCUGGAGGAAUGGGCUCGCCUCUUGAGGUCGCAGAGUCCUUCCAGCAAAGAUGCACCGACUGUCUUAUUCUUGCCAAGUACUCUACAGCGCCUGGUAAGUAUACUCUGGAGACUCUUCUGUUCAAUAUCCACGGUGAAUUCGUGCGCCGUCGAGACGCUCAUCUCGGCGUGUGGAUCCUUACCGGUAUUGCUAUUCGUUUGGCUAUGCGGAUGGGAUACCAUCGUGAUCCAGAUAACUACCCUCGGAUUUCACCGUUCCACGGCGAGAUGAGGCGUCGUGUAUGGGGUGUUCUCCAGCAGCUUGACAUCCUGACUUCUUGCCAGCUGGGCCUGCCAUCGCUUAUCCAGGAGUCCCAGUGCGAUACCCGUCUGCCGCGCAACAUAAAUGAUGAAGAUUUUGGCCCUGAGUCCACGCAGCUUCCUCCACCAAGACCUGAGACGCAAGGUACUGGCGUUUUGUACACCCGUGUCAAAGUCAAGAUGAUGACCAUCUUCCGAACUAUUUUCAACCAGGUCUCACUUGGCAAGACAGAAGACUACAACGAGAUCAUGGCUCUUGAUCAGAAGCUUCAUCAAACGCAUCAGUCCAUGCCCACUUGUUACAAAAUAGCCAAGCUGGAAGAUUGCUUCAUGGUCCCGCCGUAUCUACUCAUUAGGCGAUACAAUCUUGAACUUCUCUUCCAGAAGGCAAGAUGUACACUACACCGCCAUCACAUGACAAAGGCAUACCAUGAUCCCAAGUACAACUACUCGAGAACGGCUUGCGUUGACUCAGCGAUGACAGUCCUUGGGCACCAGGCUAGUAUCCUGAAGGAGGUUCAAGUUGGUGGGCUAUUAUACAAUGACAGAUGGUUUCUCACCUCUCUGGAGAGACAUGACUUCUCGCUGGCAUCUAUGGUGGUCUGCGUGGAGCUUGGUAUGCCGCCAGAGCAACAGAACCCAGAACUCGUGGGAUAUACUCGGGAGAGUAUGAUCGACGCACUUAAAACCUCGCAGGCAUUUUGGGCAGCUAUUAAGGCCGUCUCUGCUGAGGCAAAGCAGGCAUAUGAUAUGCUCACAGUGAUGUUGAAAGCUGUCACGACUGGUUCGAAGGAUGAGUCGAUGCCGACAGCUGUAAACCAAGAAAAAGCCCCAGCUCACAAUGGCAACGGCAACGGUAACGGGCACAUGAACGGGCAAUACAAUACGAGCGAAACUCCUUUCUCGACUGACUUUCAGGGCAUUGAGGCCAUGCUGAAUAGCUCAGAUGGUGUAGACUGGGAUAUGUGGGAAUCACUGGUUCAUAUGCCCGAAGAUUUCUCCCAGUAUGAAAUGCCAGAAGGGCUCUGA
Molecule: messenger RNA, 2118 nt
Organism: Fusarium odoratissimum NRRL 54006
Lineage: Eukaryota; Fungi; Ascomycota; Sordariomycetes; Hypocreales; Nectriaceae
Exons: 7
Coding region: 1-2118 (705 amino acids)
Biological process (GO): DNA-templated transcription; regulation of DNA-templated transcription
Cellular component (GO): nucleus
Molecular function (GO): DNA-binding transcription factor activity, RNA polymerase II-specific; DNA binding; zinc ion binding
Source: RefSeq, a predicted model, not a curated record